Cryptomeria japonica (Japanese cedar) is the source of this 477-nucleotide messenger RNA. RefSeq lists its product as uncharacterized. NCBI's taxonomy places the organism in Eukaryota, Viridiplantae, Streptophyta, Pinopsida, Cupressales, Cupressaceae. The record is from RefSeq and is a predicted model, not a curated record. Bases 1 to 477 code for a protein of 158 amino acids. The transcript has a single exon.
AUGGCCAAUACUCUGGUGGGGAAGUUCUUCUCCCUACGCCCCAUGGUGGAGAUGGUCAGAAAAUGGGUCAAGGACAAAUGGAAACUGAAAGGGAGUGUUUCUGUUAGUGCCAUGCCUGGCGCCCUCUUCCUCUUCAGAUUCAUUGCUGAGGAGGAUGUCGCCCUUGUCCUCUCUGGAUGCUGGUCCUAUGAUCGAAACAUCCUUUCCCUCUGUCGUUGGAAGGUUGGCUUUGACCCUACGACUGACUUGCAGAAAACUGCUCCGUUAUGGGUUCGGCUCUCGGGGCUUUCCCUUGAAUACUGGGAUGAGUGCAUCUUCAAAUGGAUUGGGAACUCCUUUGGUUAUUUUGUAGGUGUUGAUGAUAUCAUCAGAUCCAAAUCACGCCUGGUCUAUGCUCGUUUCUGUGUUCAAGCUAUUAUGAGCAUGAAUCUCCCCAACUUCAUAACCCUCAAAUCCAGGCUUGGUAGCUGGACUUAA